Molecule: messenger RNA, 700 nt
Organism: Podospora pseudocomata
Lineage: Eukaryota; Fungi; Ascomycota; Sordariomycetes; Sordariales; Podosporaceae
Gene: MMS2
Product: E2 ubiquitin-conjugating protein mms2
Exons: 4
Coding region: 230-700 (156 amino acids)
Biological process (GO): DNA damage tolerance; protein K63-linked ubiquitination
Cellular component (GO): nucleus
Source: RefSeq, a predicted model, not a curated record
AAAGACUCACCGCCUUUGAGCUGCAGGUGUUUGAACCCCACCAUUUGGCAGGACGCCUUGGCAACCUGGAAGUCCCCGCAGUCCCGCAUAACGCUGGUGGUCCAGGCUUCCCGCCAUCGGUCUGUCUUUGAACCCCCCGCGCCCAAUCCGACAAACAAACUUGGGAAGCAUUGCUCGCUCCUCCUCUGCACACACACAUUGGCACCGGCAAAUAACCACACACACCACCAUGGCGGUAGCUCAGGUUCCCAGGAACUUUAAGCUCCUCGCCGAGCUGGAGAAGGGCGAGAAGGGCAUGGGCGCGGGUGCUUGCUCAUAUGGCCUCGAAGACCCCGAAGAUAUCUUCAUGACCCACUGGAGAGGUACCAUCUGGGGCCCUCCUCAUGGACACCACGAGAACCGCAUCUACGAACUUAAGAUGGAGUGCGGCCCAAACUACCCCAAGGAGCCACCCGUCAUCCACUUCGUCAGCCAGAUCAACCUGCCCGGUGUCAGCCCAACAGACGGCAAGGUCGACCCCAACGCCGUGGCUAUUCUCCGCGACUGGACCCGCAUUGCUACCGAGUUGGCCAAGAACCCAAGGCCCAAGGAAGACCCUUUGAGUUUGGAGGCUGCUCUUAUUGCGAUCAGGAAAUAUAUGGACGAACAUAAGAAGCUUCCCCAGCCCCCUGAGGGCUCCAAGUAUGCCGUCUACAAAUAG